Chara braunii is the source of this 1885-nucleotide messenger RNA. The record is from the annotation of a GenBank genome assembly. Lineage: Eukaryota; Viridiplantae; Streptophyta; Charophyceae; Charales; Characeae.
CCCAAGGAUUUUGCAUGGCUUCCUCUCCCUUGACACUGGUGCCCUGCCGCCGAAAAGAUGCAUCUAUCGCAUGAGCGAGGAAGAGCCUGCGGUUCUCCGCACGCAACUCGAUGACUUGUUGGACAAGGGUUGGAUCCUCCCUAGUAGCUCACCAUAUGGUGUGCACCUUCUCUUCGUAUGGAAGAAGAAGAAGGAUAUCCGCUUAUGCAUUGACUACCACAAGCUGAACGUGCAAACCGUCAAGAAUGCAGGGCCUCUUCCUCGUAUCAACGAUCUUCUUGAGCGUUUGGGUGGUGCAAAAUAUUUUUCGAAGUUGGAUUUGAAGUCCGACUAUCAUCAGAUUUCGAUACGCCCGCAAGAUCGCUACAAAUCCGCGUUUAAAACGCGGUAUGGGCACUUUGAGUGGGUUGUCAUGCCUUUUGGCCUCACCAAUGCCCCGACGACCUUUCAAGCGACGAUGACCAACGAGUUUCACGCAAUGCUAAAACGGUUUAUGCGGGUCGACUUGGAUGACAUUCUCGUAUAUAGUCGAACCUUGGAGGAUCACCUUGAGCACCUUCGACGUGUGUUGGAGACGCUCCGUCGCGCCAAGUUCAAGGCCAACCACGACAAGUGCAAAUUCUUACGUCAAGAGUUGAAAUACUUGGGCCAUUUGGUCACACUGGAUGAUAUUAGUCCAUUAUUGGACAAGAUUCAAGCCGUCCAAGAGUGGCCGGAGCCGAAGAAUAUCACGGAUGUCCGUUUGUUUCUCGGCCUAGCCAGCUACUAUCAACACUUUAUUAAAGUCUAUUCGAAAAUCGCGACUAAUUUGACCAAGCUUCAAUGCGAGGACCGACCGUUCGACUUCGACGAUGAUGCGCAGGCUUCCUUUGCGGCCCUUAAAGCCACCCUGCUAUCCGCGAAGGUUUUAUGCAUCUACGACCCGCUUUUGCCGACGCGUGUCACUACCGAUGCGCCUGACUAUGGCAUUGGUGUCAUCCUGGAGCAAAACGAUGGCGUGGACUGGCACCCGGUCGAGUACUUGAGUAAGAAGGUGCCCGCCGUGCACUCGAUUGACGGCACACGAAAGAAGGAGAUAUUGGUCUUCGUACACGCGCUUAAGCGGUGGCAGGAUUUUCUUCUUGGUCGAAGUCAAUUCCGAUGGGUAACGGACAAUAAUCAGUUGGUCUUCUACAAGACCCAAGACACUGUGAAUAGUACCAUCGCUCGUUGGAUGGCUUUCAUUGACCAGGUUGACUUCUUCCCCGAUGACAUUCCGAGAAAGUCAAACCGUUUUGUGAGCGCCCUUUCACGACGCCCGUACCUUUGUAUCGCGGUGUACUCGACAUUCGACGUUGACGAUGACUUGCAGGACAGCUUCAUCAGCGGCUCCCAAGUCGACCUCAAGUUUCGUGACAAGUAUGCAAAUUGCUCCUCUCAAAACCCGGCGCCAUGGCAUCAUCGGAUCCAAGAGGGUUAUUUGCGGGUCCACUCGCUGGGUAAGGAUCUUCUUUGCAUGCCAGGUGAUCCACACUUGCGUACGCGACUUCUUGGCGAGUUCCACGAUGCUCCCGCCACGAAACACUUUGGAGUCAAUCGUACGAUUGGCCGACUUCGCGAGCGCUUUUGGUGGGCCGGCCUUCUCGACGACGUCACAUGCUAUUGCGAGUCAUGCGAGGUUUGCCGGUGUUGCAAAUCCCGCAACCAUCGUCCGUACGGCGAGUUGCGACCACUAUUGGUCCCCCUAGGACGACGGGAAUCGAUUGCCAUGGACAUCACCGGGCCGUUCCCCAAAGCACAAGACUGGUGUGGAUGAGAUUCUCAUGGUGGUCGAUCGACUCACCAAGUUCGCCAUGUUUUUGCCUUGUUGCUAUCAUGCCAAGGCAUCGGAAUUGGCCGGGGUUCU